AUGUUAAUAAUUUUAGCUCUUUUUUUGUCAACUGCUUUAGCCAAUAGUCAUGAGAAAUACAUUGAUCUCCUACCCGAAGAAGAGAAACAAGAGUUUUUGAAUAAAGUCGCAAGAAGGAUAUUGGAGACAGUUGAUAAUACUGAGAACAGUGAUAAAACUAGCAAAGAACUUAACGAUGAAGAUUUAAAAGGGCAUCAUAAAUUUGUUCAGGACAUUUUGCAGGAAGAAUCAGGACAUAUCAGAAGACGUAGGGCUGAUAGGAAUAGCGAUGAUGAAAUUGAGGCUAGUGAAAAUUCUGGACAAAUAGACAACCGGAGAGCAGAUGAUACAAGCAGUGAUGAUGAAAACAAUGCAAGUGAACAUUUAGAAGUCAAGCCUUUGAAAUUAGAAAGUAAUACACACGAUGGUGAGAAAAUUGAUAAAUCUAGUGACACUGAUAAUGCAAGUUCAUCUGCUUAUGGAAUAGAACGAAGAAGUUACGAUGAACCGAUACAAGAAAGUCCCAAGGAUUAUAUUAAAGUUGAAAUAGUUACUGAUAAGGUAGAUGAUGCGAGUGAUGAACCUAAAUCUAACAUACGUAGCAAAACAUCAAUUAAAAAAGGAAUUACAAAUAGAGAGUUAAAAGACAUAAAAACAUCAACAGCAAAUGUUAAAAGACAAAAAGAUAAACCAAAAUACGUAGAAUCAACUACAAAAUUUCAAGAUUUAAAACAUGAAGGAAUAAAUAAUACUACAUACACGACUGAUGAACGCAAAAAAGAAUAUACAGUGUCAAACUCUAGUUUAAGUAACAUCAAUAAUUCAAAAACAAAUAAAAAAAGUGAAUCAGAACCCAUUGCAGAAUUGCCAUCUAAAGUAGAUAGAAAUAUUUACACAUUGACUAGUACAACUGCGGCAAGUGAGACUCAUACAACUAAUAGAGGUGAAGGAGAUGAAAAUAACCCGAUACCUUUAGUUACCACAGGUAAAUAUUCUACCACUAAACCGACACCCAGUAAUACCAUAAUCAAUUCUUCAACUGAUGGUGGUACUAAAGAUAUUUUUAUUGAUUUAACAUCUUAUCUGACAACUACAAAAUCACCUGCUCUAAAUAAAUAUUCAGAACAAUCACCAAAAUUAUUUAAAUCGAAAGGGGUGACAAUGGAAAAAGUAUCAAAAAGAAAAACACCAAAAAAUGGAUUGAAACUAAAAACAGCAACUACAAGAUCACCAAGUUUGACUCCAACAAAUAUUGAAGUGACACCAACUAAGAAACCAAAGAAAAUAAUAAAAAUUAAAAAGAAAUCAGAAAAUACAACAGUCAUUACUUUUUUUUCUGACAACCCUUUAAAAAAAAGUAAGUCAGAAUUUAACUUGAACAUGCCAAAGCCAAAUAUAAAGAAGACAUAUGAAAAGCAAACAAAUUUACAACCGUAUCAAGUUUAUGAAAUCCCGUGGCCUGAUGCGUCUCAAAAUAAACCAUUCCUAAGGAACGCAGAACCCAUGCAAGACCAACCCUAUUUCGUCCCUGUCUACAAAUAUUCGCCAAACUAUGCAUUUUAUAAUCCAACCAACCGCCGUGGGCCUAACGUUGUUGAAGAAAAUUCAAUAGAACUUGACACUAAUCCUCUGCGAAAAGGAAAAAUUAAAGGGAAAAAACCCGAAGCAAAUGAAUUCAUAUUACAGCUCAACGAUGAAUUAAGAAAAUUCGGUGUGUAUAAAAAGAUACAAGAGGAAUAUGCCGAGGAAACUGUAGCUUCCACGACCCCUGGUGACGAAGAAGACUCUAAAGAAAAUACGGUAAUGCAACUUCCAGAUUCCUAUGAAAAUCUCCAUCCUUAUAACGGUAUGAAUAAUGGUCUAAAAACUCAUAUUAAAGCUGUAAGAGAUGUUCUAUUUAAAAAAAAGGUCUAUAAUAAAGCUGAUACGUCAAAAGAAGACCAUUUAAAUUUUUUAUAUACGAGUACUAACAGGUCUGUUCCCGUCCUUGAACAAAGACUGAGACAUUUUGAUAAGAAAAAGUUUCCCGCGCUUAGAAAUCAUCACGUUCGCAACAGAGAUAUUGACUUAAACUAUUAUUUUAAAGCCUUAAACCGCUUACAGGAUCAAGAAACUAACGAAGUGCACGACAUGAAUGAAUUAUUAAUAAUAAGUCAUGCAAAUGAUAAAAUUAACGACCAUACAGCUGAACAUAGAGAUGAAGCUAUUAAAGAUGAACCUAGUAAUAUGAAUACAAUAGCAAAAAUACUUGAAGUGACAGAUGAAAAAGAUUUUGUAACAACUUUGGAAAAACUUCGGAAAUUAAACUUGAGGUUAAUGAGAAGAAAUGAGGACGUUAAAAUUGGUAUCUAUAUGAAAGUGUUAAAAGACUUGAUAAAAAAGGACAGUAAGGCUUUAAAACAGUACGAUUGGUUGGCAACGACUGUGCAGAUACAGUCGGCUUUGGAUAAAUUGUCUCUAUUAAUAGAACGAAAGAGAAACUCUGAACCAAUACAUCCAGCUGAUGUACAAAUCCUUAAAUAUGCAGUAUUCAUUCACAACUUUUCGUUAGAACUAAGAGGAGCUAAUGAAAUCAAGAGUAAUUUGAGGAACAAAGGGAAACUGCUUCCGAGGGGUAAGGUGAAAAAAGACAAGAAAAUAACAGAAAAAGGAUUAAUAAAUAGAGAUUGGCUGUUCGUGAGAACACUGCUUCCUGACUUGACAGCAGAUGAUGGACUAAAUAAUUUACAUAAAUUCCUUUUAGAUGUAGAAGACGCGUUAUUUGACUUACAUGAAGCUAUAACGAAUAUAGCCAAGGUAACAAGAUUUAAGCAACAAAAUUGGUUUGACAAUAUCAAAGAGUUGUACUUGACGACAGACGAAAAACACCUCCGAGAAAUACUCCUGCAUCUGUCUUUUGCCAGACUAAUCGACUUGAUUGAAAAGGGCUGUGAAAACGGUUUAGAAAAGGACUUCAUACUAUAUAUGAAAACUCAUAAAAAAGAAUCCAAAAGAACUCUUGAAGAGAUACUAUUUGUGUUAAAUAUUUUGGAUCAGAUUAAAAAUAAUUUGGAAUAG
Molecule: messenger RNA, 3036 nt
Organism: Arctia plantaginis
Lineage: Eukaryota; Metazoa; Arthropoda; Insecta; Lepidoptera; Erebidae
Source: the annotation of a GenBank genome assembly